Molecule: messenger RNA, 2572 nt
Organism: Brachypodium distachyon (stiff brome)
Lineage: Eukaryota; Viridiplantae; Streptophyta; Magnoliopsida; Poales; Poaceae
Product: wall-associated receptor kinase 2
Exons: 4
Coding region: 125-2425 (766 amino acids)
Biological process (GO): protein phosphorylation; cell surface receptor signaling pathway
Cellular component (GO): plasma membrane
Molecular function (GO): polysaccharide binding; protein serine/threonine kinase activity; calcium ion binding
Source: RefSeq, a predicted model, not a curated record
CCUGAUUGGACAAAAAAACAUGCAGGAGCAAUUAGUCCACAUCUCUUUCGAUAUAUAAACAAAGCCAAGUUAGAGAAAUGGCUCAUAGGGAAACCAGAAAAGGAGGCACAAAAAAUACACAGAAAUGGCUGGAGCCUUACCAUGGCUAAUCUUUGCAGCCACCCUGCUGCUAGCAAGCAUCAAAAGCAGCACAGCGUCCAGGAUGGCGAAGCCUGGAUGCAUAGAAACAUGCGGCAACCUCACCAUCCCAUACCCCUUCGGCAUCGGCGAAGGUUGCUUCAGAGAAAGGUUUGAUGUUUCAUGCGAGAAUAACACUGCUUACUGGGGCAACUCAAGCAUCAAUUUCAAGAUCUACGACAUCAGUCUGUUAGAAGGGCAGAUCACAAUCACCACCUUAAUUGCCUCCUCGUGCUUCUCCAACAAGAAACCUGGAUGGGUCUCUUUAAGGACUGGACGGUUAUUUACAGUAUCAACCAAGGCCAACAAAUUAACAGCGAUUGGAUGCAAUACCUUUGCAAUCCUGGGAGGUUAUAACAAGCACAAUUUUGGAGCUGGGUGUUUCUCCAUGUGCAGGGACAAGAAAAGUGUGGAUGAAAGUGGGCAGUGCUCUGGCAUGGGGUGUUGCCAGACAUCUAUCCCGCCAAAAGUUAUUUUCUCCAAUAUAACUUUUGAUGAUAGAUUCAGCAAUUCUGAGGCGAGUAGCUUCAACCCAUGCAGCUAUGCUUUUGUCGCCAAGCAGGACUGGUUCAAGUUCAAGCCUUAUUAUCUUGAUGAUGAUAAGUUCAGAAAGGAAUUCAAUGAUGGUGCUCCGACUGUGCUUGACUGGGUUGCUGGAUAUGAAAAUUGUACCGAAGCGGUGAAGAACACAUCAUCGUAUGCCUGCAUUAGCAAGAAUAGCCAGUGCAUCAACUCACUAAAUGCUACAGGAUAUCUCUGCACCUGCAACAAUGGUUUUGCAGGCAACCCUUACCUUGAAGGAGGAUGCCAAGAUAUCGACGAGUGCAGUUUUCCAGAUCAGUAUCGUUGCCAUGGAAUCUGCAGCAAUACGAUUGGGAGCUACACCUGCAAUCCGAUUGGAGCUAAACUAACAAAAGUGUCUACAGGUGUAGUCAUUGGAAUAGGACUUGGCAGUGCAGCAGGACUCAUAAUUUUGUUUCUUACUGGAUGCGUCAUCUCCGAAAAAAUUAAACACCGAAGGACACAGAUGUUGAAGUGCAAGUUCUAUGAGCAAAACCGUGGACAGUUGUUGGAACAAUUGGUAUCACAGAGAGCUGAUAUUGCAGAAAGAAUGAUCAUACCCUUGGAAGAGCUAGAGAAGGCAACAAACAAUUUUGAUAAAGGUCGUGAGAUUGGUGGUGGAGGACAUGGUACCGUCUACAAAGGGAUUUUAUCGGACCUCCAUGUCGUAGCCAUCAAGAAACCAAAGAAGGUGGUUCAGAGGGAGAUUGAUGAGUUCAUUAAUGAGGUUGCUAUCCUAUCACAGAUCAACCACAGAAACGUGGUCAAGCUCUACGGUUGUUGCCUUGAAACAGAAGUACCCAUGUUGGUCUAUGAGUUCAUAUCCAAUGGAACCCUCUACGAGCAUCUCCACGUCGACGGGCCAAGAUCGCUGCCAUGGAAUGACAGGCUGCGGAUCGCGGUUGAAACAGCCAGAUCUCUAGCUUAUCUUCACUCGACAGCUUCAAUACCUAUCAUCCACAGAGACGUGAAGUCAGCCAACAUACUUCUGGACCAAGCUCUAACAGCAAAGGUAGCAGACUUUGGAGCCUCCAGGUUCAUCUCAGUGGGGAAAUCAGGGCUAACCACGAUGGUUCAAGGUACAAUAGGGUAUCUGGACCCUAUGUACUUCUACACGGGGCGGCUCACGGAGAGGAGUGACGUGUACAGCUACGGUGUGAUGCUCGUCGAACUGCUGACUCGGAAGAAGCCAUUCUCAUAUUUGUCUCCCGAUGGCGAAGGCCUUGUCGCGAAUUUUGUUGCCUUGUUUGAACAAGGCAAUCUGUCGGGGAUGUUAGAUCCACAGGUGACGGAUGAGGGAGGCGAGGAAGUACAAGAAGCUGCUGCGCUUGCGGUAGCAUGUAUAAAAUUAAGAGGCGAGGAUCGUCCAUCCAUGAGACAGGUGGAGCUGACGCUGGAAGGCCUUGGACCAUCUAAGAAGCAUGUUUCAGAGGAUGCUGGGUUCAACAGACUUGACAAGAAUAAUACUAUUACGACAAAUUCUCCAUGGAGCUUAAGAAGCAGUGUUGAGGGAUCGGCUAGACAGUAUACUAUGGAAGCAGAGUUGACCAUGUCUUCAAGGAAUUUCAGCAUGUGCUAUGCUUCUCCUUAUAUUCAUUUUUGCACUACUGAUGGAAUGCCAGAAGAGAAAGCUCAGAAAAGAGAAGAAGGCCUUCUUCCAACAAAAUGGAGGUCUGCUACUGUAUGAGCAAAUCAUGUCAAAGCAUGUUGAUACAGUCAGAAUAUUCACAAGAGAAGAACUAGAGAACGCAACAAACAAUUUUGACUCAAGCAGAGAACUAGGAAGAGGCGGCCAUGGAACUGUUUACAAGGGAAUUCUCAAGGACAGCAGAGA